AUGUCUCGACGCGCGCGUGAAUCGAUGCGAAAGCACGGACGCGUGGACGACGCACCGGACGGGUGGUCGAGCGCGUCGGAGGACGAGGCUGCGUACGAGAAAUUGAAGUUCAGGUUCAACGCGGAACGCGCGCGGAGUCGCGCGGUGGUCCCGGGGAGUACACGAGGGAUUCAGGACGUUGACUCCGGUGAUUCGGAGAGAUUGGAUGGGCAAUCGAUGUUCUGGCGGAGAGUGGGUGCGUCGGCGGUGCGAGAACCGACGACUCUGGACGCGCGCGGUUUGGGGCGCGGGACGUGCGUGGCGCUGCGCGCGGUUUCGCACGGCGGAUGGUUCGCGGCGAAAGACGGUUUGGGGCGGACGGUUCGGGCGAAUGAUCGUCCGAUAGAGUGUGGAGAACGACAGGUAUUGGAGUUCGGCGCGGCGCGAGUUGGUGGGAAAGAUGAGGCGGACGCGUUGCGAUUGACGGCGAGAGAUGCGUCUACGCAUUUGGUGGUGCUUCGGUUUGGGGAUUAUCACGGCUUUCGUUCGCACGCCGCGGGUGGUCGAUUAUUACAGGCAAGGCGCAAGGCAGCGAGCGAUUUGUGUUUCUAUAGCGAAAAUUUUGGUGUGUGCGAGCAGUGGGAGCUUGUGGAGGUUGAUCACGGGCGCGCAAAGAGCGGACAGGCGAUGAAAUUCAGGAAUCGACGGUUUCCACACGCUACGCUGGAUGUAAUCGUCAGCGUCGUCCCGAACGAGUUCUUGCCGCGGUAUGCGUUGGACGAUAUGAAUAUGUACGCGGAUGAUCUCGAGUACGUGGAGUUCGGCGCGAACGAGAGCGAUCCCGAGUCGCCAUCAAAGUUGGUUCAGCGCCCACUAGCGGCUCCGCCGAGUCCGGGCGAGAUGGACGCAUCGCGAACCUCUAUGGAAGGUGCGAAGGAGGUUUUUGUCACGAAACAGGUUUUCAAGGAAGAACAACGCGUUACAAAGAAGCAUUCAGCGCCAGUGCCGGUCGCAAAACCGGCGGAGUCGGCGCCCGAGAUAAUCUCCGCGGCCAUGGCGGAGAAAUGGAAAAGGAAGCUCCGUAGCGAGAUCGACGCGCGAGAAGGCCUCGAACGCGAGCUGACGGAGUUAGCGCACGAACUUGAGUUGGUUAAAGCGAGCUGGAGGAAGGAAGUGCAGGAAGUGCGAGGUGAGCUUGAGGCUAUGAGCGUGCGAACGGUCGAAGCAGUGGAGGCGAGGAAGGAAGUCGAGCACGCACUUGAGCGGGAACGUGCCGAAUUGGCUCAGGAGCUUCAGGAAACGAAGACAAACUGGAUGAACGAAGUACAAGCAGCGCGAUCAAAGCUCGAGCAGAUGAGCGUGCAAACGGUCCAGGUGGUGGAAACGGUUCGAAAGACUAUGAUUGUGCGACACAAAGAGGAGAUAACGAGCAUGCGCGCAACAUUGUCGGAAGAAAUGCGAGAGAGCAUCCGGGGCGUACAGCUCAAGGCGGUCAAUCGCAUGAUACAAUCGUCAUCGCGCGCGAUUCGCGACAGGUUAUUCAUCGAUUGGAAGAUGUACGUUCAGGGCGCGCGUAAGAAGCGUCUAUCUGUCGUUCGCUUCAUGAUGCGCACGGAAGUCGCGCGUCUUGGCGUCGCCUUCAACACCUGGCGGCGACGCGCUCAACACAUGGCGACAAUGCGCAGAAAGGAGUCAAUUGUUCGCACGAGAUUUGACGUAAAGCUCGCUCGACGAUACUUCUACACGUGGGUGAAGACCGUAACGGAAUGGCGUGAGACGCGCGUGAUAGCCGCAAGGGCGCACAGGCGCGGUGUACGCGAUAAAUCGCUCGAAUUGAUGAGAAAAGUCUUCUUUGCCUGGUUCUCACAAACGAAACACGGGAAGACGGUGGCAAACCUCCAGCUCCGAGCGAUCAGAAAAAUGCGUCAGAAAAUCGCGUUCGAGAUGUUUGAACUGUGGAAACAGCGCGUGUUCGAGAGAAAAGUGUUCACUCGCAGAUUGAUGAAGACAUUCGAGUGUUGGCAGAAUCGAACAGUUCGAAUGGCGUUCUAUCGAUGGAGCGACGUCACGGACCGUGCUGCGCGAGAGCGCACGCUCAGGGGGUCCAUGGUCAUCAAGGCGAUCACCCAGCGCUCGGAUAAGGACGUCAUGCGCAGAGCGUUCACGAUAUGGCGCUCGUCGUGGCGUCAUAUCUCGAGGUAUCUCCACGAGCACAGGGCGAAGCACAAGUUCAUCUUGCUCAAUCGUUACUUUGAUCGAUGGUGCCACGCGGUCGAAUUGCGGCACAAUAUGGAGCGAGCGAUCGUGAGCAAACGCGUGACGCACAACCUGUUCUUAGACUGGUACUGGGACACGUUCGGAGAAGAGUUCACGCGUUUGAUCGAGUCCGGACCGACGACUGUAGAACGCGUUCCGGUGACCCGAUUCUUGCAGUCGCCCGAGCAAGCUUCGACGCUGUCGACCGACGACCUCUUCCUCACGCCCACAGAGACGCCAGAGAAGGUGGUGUGGAGUCCGCCGCGUCCGCGCCGUUUGUUGUGA
Ostreococcus tauri is the source of this 2520-nucleotide messenger RNA. Its product is annotated as unnamed product. The record is from RefSeq and is a predicted model, not a curated record. The transcript has a single exon. NCBI's taxonomy places the organism in Eukaryota, Viridiplantae, Chlorophyta, Mamiellophyceae, Mamiellales, Bathycoccaceae. The coding region runs from base 1 to 2520 and encodes 839 amino acids.